Messenger RNA from Nothoprocta perdicaria, 1181 nucleotides. RefSeq names its product nucleolar protein interacting with the FHA domain of MKI67 (gene NIFK). Bases 1 to 837 code for a protein of 278 amino acids. Lineage: Eukaryota; Metazoa; Chordata; Aves; Tinamiformes; Tinamidae. The record is from RefSeq and is a predicted model, not a curated record. Gene Ontology annotation, biological process: maturation of LSU-rRNA from tricistronic rRNA transcript (SSU-rRNA, 5.8S rRNA, LSU-rRNA). The transcript is spliced from 6 exons. Gene Ontology annotation, cellular component: nucleolus. Gene Ontology annotation, molecular function: RNA binding.
AUGGCGGCCGAGGCGGCGGCAGCGGCGGCUCCGGCCGAGGCGGUGGUGGCGCCUCCGCUCCUGGCGCUGGAGCCGCGGCUGCAGCGCGAGUUCCAGCAGAAGGUGCAGCGCGUGCGGCAGAGCCGCGCCGCCAAGGAGCGGCCGUCGGCCGGGACCGUGUACGUGGGGCACGUGCCGCGCCGGCUGGCCGAGCCGCAGCUGCGCAGCUACUUCAGCCAGUUCGGCACCGUCACGCGGCUCCGCCUCUCCCGCAGCAAGAAGACCGGGGGUAGUAAAGGCUAUGGAUUUAUUGAGUUUGAAUCCGAUGAUGUGGCCAAGAUUGUUGCAGACACRAUGAACAACUACCUGUUCUGCGAAAGACUUCUCAAGUGCCAGUUCAUACCUCCCGAGAGGGUGCACAAGGACCUCUUCAAGGACUGCGGCAGGAAGUUCCGGAAGCCUUCGCAGCCCGCAGUCGGGCGCUACAACAAGAUUCGCUCUGCCAGCGAGAAGGCCAAGAUGGCAAAGAGGCUGCUCCGGAAGGAGAGGCUCUUACGGAAGAGGCUGGCUGAGAAGGGGCUCGAUUAUGACUUCCCYGGAUUUGCAGCACAAAAACUUCCCAUAAAGAAAAAGAAAGUUAAAAAAUCCAAGCUGAAGCUGGAUCUUUCUUUGAACAGCCAGGAUCCUACGCCGGUGUGUACUCCUACAGUGCUUGAGCGCCGGAAAGCUCACGAGGCAGAUGAUGACACAGAGGACAAGGAAGUAACUGUCAGACUGCCUCCCAGCAGUGUAGAGAAUGCUGUGCAGAGACCAAAGAAACAGAAAAGAAAAAAAGCAAACCUGAAGAAACAGAAAUAAACUUAAAAGUUAUGGUGUCUGUAGCUAAGUUUUUCCUUAACUCCAARCCUGGUGAGGGGGAGCUUCUCCUGGUUCUGCUGAUGUGUGUCAGUCUGUCUUACUGGACUGUAGUGUUGCAGCCUUUCAAGGAAUGUGUUCAUCUCCUCUUUAGCUAUCGGGAGCUACAGAUUUUCUUGACUUUACUUUCAUGCCAGUGUUCUGACCUGCYUGCUGGGACCUUCAGUUAAUUCUGUAACUUCUCUAGUACUCACUGCUUUGCAAGAUGUGAGGCUGUCUGUGCAGGGUUUGCUGAUGGGGUUGUAUUUUACACUAAUAAUUAGUGACAGUCUAUAAAAAGGUUUUCU